Messenger RNA from Enhydra lutris kenyoni (northern sea otter), 925 nucleotides. RefSeq names its product growth-regulated alpha protein-like. Gene Ontology annotation, cellular component: extracellular region. Gene Ontology annotation, molecular function: chemokine activity; CXCR chemokine receptor binding. Gene Ontology annotation, biological process: neutrophil chemotaxis; cellular response to lipopolysaccharide; inflammatory response. Lineage: Eukaryota; Metazoa; Chordata; Mammalia; Carnivora; Mustelidae. The record is from RefSeq and is a predicted model, not a curated record.
AUGGCCCGCGCCGCCGCCGCCCCCCCCGCUCUCCGGCUCCUCGGCGCCGCGCUGCUGCUGCUGCUGCUGCUCCCCGCCGGCCGCCGCGCCGCAGGGGCGCCCGUGGCCGCCGAGCUGCGCUGCCAGUGCCUGCAGACCGUGCAGGGGAUUCACCUCAAGAAUAUCCAGAACGUCGUGGUGACACCCUCGGGCCCCCACUGCGAGCAGACGGAAGUCAUAGCCACUCUCAAGAAUGGGCAGGAGGUUUGUCUCAACCCCGAAGCCCCCCUGGUCAGGAGACUCAUCAACAAGAUGCUGAACAAGGACAGCGCCAACUGACCCCAAGACAAGUAAGAAGCUUGCUGGUGGCGGUUCCUGAAAAGCCCUUAUAGGAACUGAAAAGGAAGAAGAGAACAACUGCCUUCUACAGACAUCUAGAAAGGCCUUAGCGUGUUUGACUAUGAUGAGUUCUAUUUAUUUAUGUUUGUAUUUAUUUAUUUUUCAAAGCUCAUAUUUAAUAUUUUAUAUGUUAGUAUUUAAAGAUGUGGAUGUGUUUAAUCAGACAUAACUCAGUACUGAUUGUUAUUUAAUCUGAAGAUGAUGGGUUUUAAAUGCGUUGUGAAACCAGUGUUUCCAGGGAAAUCAUCAAGUGCCAUCACAUAUUGAUGGGGUGGGUGGGGAGGGAAGAAGGGAGAGGAAGCAAUUAAACAGUGUGUACAGAUCUAUUUUUGUACUUGUUUAAAAGAAUGCCGGUUAUUAUUUAUUGAAACUGUUUCACGUUACGUGGUCAACAUUUUUAUGUUGAAGUUUCCCUUGGACAUUUUAUGUCUAGUUUGUAGGGCAUAAUGCCUUGUUUAAUGUUCAUUAUGCAGUGUUGCUCUGUCUUGGAACAGAGAAGUUAAAACUACUGUCACGUUUUUACAAAUUAUAUGACAAUAAAGUUUUG